GCGAGCGAGAGCGAGCGCGAGCCAGGGGCGGAGGACGCCAGAAUUCGGAUCUUGCUGCUGUGUGGGCUCGGUUCGCUCUUUCCCCCCGCUAUCUCCCCCCUACAUUUGGUUCUUGGUUUGCACAUUUAAACCCCCCGACUCCGUCCUCUCCCCACCACUGGAAGUCUUCCCGGCUCUAAAUGGAAUUAGUGGAGAUCGGAGCCUCUGGUGUAACGAACAGACAUGAUCUAUGGACGCAGUUUGUUUCACAUUGUAGCAAGUUUAAUCAUCUUCCAUUUGUCUGGGGCAACCAAGAAAGGAACAGAAAAGCAAGCCACCUCGGAAACUCAGAAGUCAGUGCAGUGUGGAACUUGGACAAAACAUGCAGAGGGAGGUAUCUUUACCUCUCCCAACUACCCCAGCAAGUACCCUCCUGACAGAGAGUGCAUCUACAUCAUAGAAGCUGCCCCAAGACAAUGCAUUGAACUUUACUUUGAUGAAAAGUACUCUAUUGAACCGUCUUGGGAGUGCAAAUUUGAUCACAUUGAAGUUCGGGAUGGACCUUUUGGAUUUUCUCCAAUAAUUGGACGUUUUUGUGGACAACAAAAUCCACCUGUAAUAAAAUCCAGUGGAAGAUUUCUAUGGAUUAAAUUUUUUGCUGAUGGAGAGCUGGAAUCUAUGGGAUUUUCAGCUCGAUACAAUUUCACACCUGAUCCUGACUUUAAGGACCUUGGAGUUUUGAAACCAUUACCAGCAUGUGAGUUUGAGAUGGGCGGUCCUGAAGGAAUUGUGGAAUCUAUACAAAUUAUGAAAGAAGGCAAAGCUUCUGCUAGUGAGGCUGUGGAUUGCAAGUGGUACAUCCGGGCACCUCCACGAUCCAAGAUCUACUUACGCUUCUUGGACUAUGAGAUGCAGAAUUCAAACGAAUGCAAAAGGAACUUUGUGGCUGUGUAUGACGGCAGCAGCUCCGUGGGGGACCUGAAGGCCAAGUUCUGCAGCACCGUGGCCAAUGACGUCAUGCUCCGCACAGGUCUUGGCGUCAUCCGCAUGUGGGCCGAUGAGGGCAGUCGGAACAGCCGAUUUCAGAUGCUCUUCACAUCCUUCCAAGAACCUCCCUGUGAAGGCAAUACAUUCUUCUGCCACAGUAACAUGUGUAUUAACAAUACACUGGUCUGCAAUGGACUCCAGAACUGUGUGUAUCCUUGGGACGAGAAUCACUGUAAAGAGAAGAGGAAAACCAGCCUGUUGGACCAGCUCAGCAACACCAGCGGGACUGUCAUUGGCGUGACUUCCUGCAUUGUGAUCAUCCUUAUUAUCAUUUCUGUCAUUGUGCAGAUCAAACAGCCUCGUAAAAAAUAUGUCCAAAGGAAAUCGGACUUUGGCCAGACAGUUUUCCAGGAGGUGUUUGAACCUCCUCAUUAUGAGUUAUGUACUCUAAGAGGGACAGCAGCUACAGCUGACUUUGCAGAUGUGGCAGAUGACUUUGAAAACUACCAUAAACUGCGGAGAUCCUCUUCCAAAUGCGUUCACGACCAUCACUGUGGGUCACAAGUGUCCAGUACGAAAGGCAGCCGCAGUAACCUCAGCACAAGAGAUGCUUCUGUCUUGACAGAGAUGCCCCCGCAGCCCAUCAAACCCCUCAUCCCGCCCAUGAGCAGAAGAAACAUCCUCGUCAUGAAACACAACUACUCGCAAGAUGCUGCAGAUGCCUGUGACAUCGACGAGAUCGAGGAGGUGCCAACGACGAGUCACAGGCUGUCCCGCCAUGACAAAGCCGUCCAGCGGUUCUGCCUCAUUGGGUCUCUAAGCAAACAUGAAUCUGAAUACAACACAACUAGGGUCUAAAAAGAAAAUUCAAGCUAAACUCUUCAAAACACUUCAAGCCUAUCAACUAUUCUUGAAUUAGGUGAAUGCAUUUCCAUGCUCUAUAUUACCUUGAUAAAUUUGUGUAUUUGUAUGCAUUUUUCACUGGGAGAAAAUGUUUUAACUGUGUUUUAUUUUCAGAGAAGAACUAUUUAUACAAACAUGGGGACUGUGAAACGAAAAUUCUCUAGUGAAUUGUGAAAAGUGGACAUAUUUCUAAAUUCAUUCCACUGCCUUUAUCCAAACUUAAGAAUUAGAGACAUUUGUUAUUCCUUCGGCAAGACAUCCCCGCUGCACAAUGAUAUGUUCAUUUCAUAAUUUGGUUGCUGGUCACCAAGUGCUCCUUAGUUUUUAAAUACAUUUUGAGAUUUACUGGAAACUUGAAGAAGAAAUUAGUUCCUGAUUAAGACUAUCCCAAGUUUUCUUUUUACUGUUAGUUUCACUUUGUUUCUAUGUUGUUUUAAUGUCCUUGUUAUAUAAUUGUACGUUGUGUGACAUGUGAACAACACGAUUUUGGAUGAACUUUGUGUUACAUGUACAUUGUUUUCAUUAGAUAGACUGCUUGAGACUAGUGCGUCCCUGAGGGAUUUUGAACAUGCUCCAGUUAAGAAGUGAAAAUAUGGACCAUGGAAGCAUCAGCUAGAGGUUUUAUGGACUUUUAACAUCUAUUAUUGUAUUAUGAUUAAAGGCAGCCAAGAGUCAUGAGUAAAAAUACUAGAUUGCAAUAAGAAACAUCUGAUUUUUUUUUUAGUCUUUCCCAAAUAUCCCCAAUUUCUUUUUUGUUUUAUAUCAAAGGAAGAUACUAAGUUUCAGAAAGAGGUUUUGAAAUCAGGUAAUUUACCAUUCAGACCCAUCAGUAGAAAUGUUUUUUGAUUAAGCACUUAGCAAUAUGACUGAAUUGACAGUUUGAGAAAAUACCCUGCAUGUCAGUACUGGAUAUUUGAGUUGGAAAAAUAUCCUUUUUAUUAGACACAUUGUAAAAAGCAUGCAUUCUCGAAUAUUGCUGUUACGCUUCCAUUUCUUUGUGUCAUACGCUUGCUACUUGUAACUUUUUAUAUAAAGAUAUAUAAAAAUGUAUAAUAAUUUCCUAACGAGUUAAGAAAAAUGUUUUCUUCUAUUAGAGUGAUAAAAAAUUGACUUACAUAAGUGCACACUUUAUAUCAACUCUUUCUACCUGUUAGGCUCUAGGAUGUCUUUUAGUAUUGAGGCUUACUUCUCUAAAUUUGAUCUCUCAAAUUUUAUGGACUAUGUUCUCCUUUUAGAAUAGGACAAUCUUUUUAAAUGCUUUAAAAUCACAGGCCCUUUUAUGAACCAAAUUAUGCCAUUCUGAGUUGUUCUCCUACUCAGGCACACAUAUAAUACCCAAAAGCUUACUAAUCAUGAUGUGUUUAAUAUAAAUAAAGCAAAAUCAUAUAAUAUAUUUAAUUGCUGUUGAAUCAUAUACACACUCUCUAAAGUUUGAUUUAAUAAAUGGGUACUUUUUAAAUAUUCAAUGUGUAUUCCUAGAAAAUAAAUUUUAAAAGUCAGAAUUACUGUAAAUCCACUUACCAACAU
Messenger RNA from Lontra canadensis (Northern American river otter), 3396 nucleotides. RefSeq names its product neuropilin and tolloid like 1 (gene NETO1). NCBI's taxonomy places the organism in Eukaryota, Metazoa, Chordata, Mammalia, Carnivora, Mustelidae. The record is from RefSeq and is a predicted model, not a curated record. Gene Ontology annotation, molecular function: protein binding. The transcript has 11 exons. Bases 223 to 1824 code for a protein of 533 amino acids.